Molecule: messenger RNA, 1422 nt
Organism: Macadamia integrifolia
Lineage: Eukaryota; Viridiplantae; Streptophyta; Magnoliopsida; Proteales; Proteaceae
Product: PI-PLC X-box domain-containing protein DDB_G0293730-like
Exons: 1
Coding region: 15-971 (318 amino acids)
Biological process (GO): lipid metabolic process
Molecular function (GO): phosphoric diester hydrolase activity
Source: RefSeq, a predicted model, not a curated record
UAUCUUAUCUCAGAAUGGUUUCAGUGAUCUCCCACCUGGUGCAGCACAGAAAAGCUGUAAUUUCCGAGAAGAAGAUUCUUGCUGAUCUCCAACAGAAAUCAGGUAAUGAAUUCCCUGGUUCAGAUUACCAUCCUCCUGAUAGAAAGAAUUGGAUGUCCAAUCUUGAACCUCAGAAAAUUCAAAUAAACAAAAUCAUUUGGCCAGGAACCCAUGACUCAGCUACCAACGACAUUGGAAUCCCAUUCAUCUCUCGACCCUUUGCCCAGUGCCAAACCUUAUCCAUCUAUGAACAGCUCGUAAUCGGAACCCGAGUCUUCGAUAUCCGAGUUCAAGAGAAUCGCCGAGUCUGCCAUGGAAUCCUCCUAACUUAUUCCAUUGAAGUUGUUCUCAAUGACAUCAAGAAGUUUCUCGGCGAGACCGAAUCAGAGAUUAUAAUUCUGGAGAUACGCACUGAGUAUGGCCAUAAAGAUCCACCAGAAUUCGAUAAGUAUUUGGUGGGUCAACUCAGUGAGUUCUUAAUCUAUCAGGAUGACCAGGUGUUUGAGAAGACAGUGGCUGAGUUGCUGCCUAAGCGUGUUAUUUGUGUGUGGAAGCCAUCUAAGUCUCCUCCACCCAAGCCUGGUGAUCCACUAUGGAGCUCGGCUUACUUGAAGGAUAACUGGAUUGAUACUGAUUUGCCAUGGACCAAGUUUCAGAGUAAUAUGAAGUAUUUGAGUGAUCAACCACCGGUGACUAAAAGAAAUUUCUUUUAUAGGGUUGAGAACACAGUAACACCUCAGGCUAAUAACCCUGUUGUAUAUGUGAAGCCAGUGACUUAUAGGAUUCAUCCCUAUGGAAGGCUUUUCAUUUCUCAGUGCUUUAGUAAUGGUUGUGCUGAUAGGUUGCAGAUCUUUUCAGAGGAUUUUAUCGAUGAAGAUUUCAUCGACGCGUGCAUCGGACUUACUCGUGCAAAAAUUGAGGGGAAGGCCUGAAUGUUUUGAUUGUGGCUCUCCUGCCCAUAUGGUCACCGGUCCACCCUAUCUCUCACCUUCACCUUGUCUCCUUUCCUCAAAUAUCCUCCGCUGACACUCGUGUCAACAGAGGGAUGGAAGGUGAGAGAUGGGGUGGACAGAUGAGUACCAUAUGGGCAGGUGAUCCAGACACUGGCCGUUUUGGGAUUAUGGGAUGACAUGUUUCAUGAAAAUGGAUUAGUUGUUCGUACGAUCACCUGAUUGUACGAAUCAGCAUCAAACAUCUGUCCUUUUUGUUUCCAUAUAUAUCCCUUUUUAUCCUUGUAAUGGCAGAAGGAAUGACAGGUGUUGGAUGUUAACUUAUACGACCGGCUGAUCGUAGGAACAGCGGAUUUCACGUUGUAUAUCUUUGCCUAUGUAAUUCUACUUUUUAAUGUUGAUCGUUCAAUUGUCUUCUACAAAGAGAAUAUUA